Theobroma umbraticum is the source of this 2092-nucleotide messenger RNA. Its product is annotated as pentatricopeptide repeat-containing protein At1g08070, chloroplastic-like. NCBI's taxonomy places the organism in Eukaryota, Viridiplantae, Streptophyta, Magnoliopsida, Malvales, Malvaceae. Gene Ontology annotation, biological process: RNA modification. The record is from RefSeq and is a predicted model, not a curated record. Gene Ontology annotation, molecular function: protein binding; zinc ion binding; RNA binding.
AACUUUUUGCCGAUUCUGGAAAAACAGAGAACACUGAACAAAGUAAGAAAAGCUGGAAGAAGAAGAAGAAAGAAUCGCUUCUCUAAUUGAAAAAUGCCCCAAUACGCGCGUUAUCUGUCAAAUCCACGCGCGUCUUCUCACUCGCUUCCUUCCUAUCUCAGCAGGUACCCUUCAGCUAAUACUUUUACCCUGGCGUUUGUGCUAAAGGCUUGCUCAAAUCUUUUGGCUUUCGAAGAAGGCCAGCAGGUUCACGCCCGUGUUUUUCGAUCUGGGUUUGGUUCGAACCCGUAUGUGCAAACCGGGUUAGUGAAUUUUUAUGCAAAAUGUGAAAAUAUGGCGCUCGCCAAGAAAGUGUUCUAUGAAAUUCCCCAGAGAAACUUGGUAGCUUGGAGUACAAUGAUAAGUGGGUAUGCUAUGAUGGGAUCUGUCAAUGAGGCGUUUGGUGCGUUUCGGGAAAUGCAAAGGGUGGGUAUUGUUCCUGAUGAGGUUACAAUGGUGAGUGUGAUUUCUGCAUGUGCUGCAGCUGGGGCAUUGGAUAUUGGUAGGUGGGUUCACGCCUACAUUGAGAAGCUGAUGAUUGAGGUUGAUAUCGUGCUUAGUACUGCACUAGUUAACAUGUAUGCAAAGUGUGGGUGCAUCGAAAAAGCGAAAGAACUUUUUGAGAGAAUGCCAGUAAAAGACCAGAAAGCUUGGAGCACAGUGAUUGUCGCAUUGGCAGUUCAUGGCCUAGCAGAAGAGGCUUUGGAAGCGUUUUCUAGGAUGGGAGAAUCAAAGGUUAAACCUAAUCAUGUUACCUUUGUUGGCAUUUUAGCUGCUUGUGCCCAUAGUGGACUAGUUUCUGAGGGUAGGAGAUAUUGGUCAAGCAUGAUUGAAUCAGGAAUUGAACCAUCAAUAGAGCAUUAUGGUUGUAUGGUUGAUCUUCUCUGCCGAGCCUCCCUUGUUGGUGAGGCUUACAAUUUUGUUCAAACCAUGCCUUUUUCUCCAAAUGCGGUAAUUUGGCGAACGUUACUUGUUGGUUGCCAAAAGAACAAAAUGUUGCAUAAAGGUGAAAUCGCGGCUGAACAACUUCUUGCAUUAGAACCAUUGAAUACAGAGAAUUAUAUCCUGCUGUCAAAUCUGUAUGCAUCAGUAUCACAGUGGGAGAAGAUGAGCCAUGUCAGAAAGAUGAUGAAGGAAAAGGGCAUCAAGGGAGUUCCAGGGUGUACCUCAAUUGAAAUUGAUGGUUUUGUGCAUGAGUUUGUGAUGGGAGAUUGGUCCCAUCCUGAGCAAAAGGAGAUAAGGCAGGUUUUGAAGGAUAUUUCUGAGCGAGUUAGUGGUUCUGGGCAUGAACCAAAUAUUUCUGAUGUACUGCACAAUGUUGCUGAUGAAGAGAAAGGAACAUACCUGUGUGAGCAUAGUGAAAGGCUUGCUAUUGCAUAUGGACUUUUGAAGACCAAAGCGCCAGCACCAAUAAGAAUAGUAAAGAAUCUAAGAAUUUGUAGCGAUUGCCAUGAAGUCACAAAGAUUAUCAGUAAAAUUUAUGAGCGUGAAGUUAUUGUAAGAGAUCGAGUUCGGUUCCACAAGUUUGUAAAUGGAACUUGCUCAUGCAUAGAUUAUUGGUGACUAUCAACUUUAACGAUUCUCCACUACUUUGCUUCAACACACUUACCAUUAUUGAUAACUUAGGAACCUGACCUUAAACAACCUAUAUGCUGAGGAUUUCUAAGCUUGUUUCGUCAGUGAUGAUUUGGAAGAAGAAAUAACAACUAGCAGCAAAACAAUAUUGCAUAAUCAAGAAUCGGAUAUGGUGAUUUCUGUGUACAAGCAUCACAAGUGUCAGUAUGUUGAAAUUGCCUAAAUCAUCCACAUAACUUUUGAGGUCCUCUGGUUUUUUUUUUUUUUCAAACUAUUUAUAAAUGGUUUGUAUCAGUACACAGCCAAUCAGUUUGACCUGUAAAAUCUUUUUGUUUCAGUUUUUGGCCUGCAUAUAUGAAUGUAACAGGAUCUACUGCAGUUGGGUUUUUGUUUCUUUGCCCUUGAAUUUGAUUAUUCGUUAAAGAAGAAUGUUUCAAUGUGUACGAGUGUAUGUAGUAAAAGCAGUUUUCACUUGGUU